This is a messenger RNA of Prorocentrum cordatum, 453 nucleotides long. The record is from the annotation of a GenBank genome assembly. NCBI's taxonomy places the organism in Eukaryota, Dinophyceae, Prorocentrales, Prorocentraceae.
GCGGGCGGCGCCGCGGAGGCCGCCGGGCGGGGCGAGGAGUGCGGCGCCGCCGUGGCCCGCGGCGCCCGCCGCGGGGAGGCCCCCUCGCAGUCCGAGGUCGACGUGGUCCUGGCGUGCGGCCUGGUGUGGAUGUCCCCCGCCUCCGCCGCGGCCGCCGCGCGCGCCAACGCGCGGGCCCCGCUGGAGGUCCGGUGCGCCCGCAGCUGGCCUGGGGCGGGAGCCGAGCCGCCCGGCGGCGCGGCGUGGUCGCCCACCGGCGAGGAGGCGGCAUGCAGCUGGGCGGUGGCCAAAUGCCCCUCGGAGGAUCCGUCCCCACGCUGCGACAAACGCCCCCUGUGGCGGGGACUCGCGCAGCGGCGGUUUUACCGGUGCAUGGCGGGGAGCGGCGGCCACUCGGUGCCUGGUGCCGUCGCGGUUCUGUCGAUGCCUGCCGUCGCAGUCUUCGACGCAUGA